Dibothriocephalus latus is the source of this 198-nucleotide messenger RNA. The record is from the annotation of a GenBank genome assembly. Lineage: Eukaryota; Metazoa; Platyhelminthes; Cestoda; Diphyllobothriidea; Diphyllobothriidae.
GUGGCCAACUUCGACGGACGACUGGGUUACUCUUCUCCUGGUGCUGAGGGGACUUGUGAGACCUCGGGUUUCAAUUCCAGUCUCAGCACAUGGAACGCCGUCGUCUCCAUGCCGAACACCGCUGUCACCAGUCUCGAUGGCGCGACCGUGACAACGGCGACAACGGAGGCGCACACCGGGGUAAGAACCACUAUGUGA